Messenger RNA from Engraulis encrasicolus (European anchovy), 957 nucleotides. Its product is annotated as olfactory receptor 52K2-like. The transcript is spliced from 3 exons. Gene Ontology annotation, biological process: detection of chemical stimulus involved in sensory perception of smell; G protein-coupled receptor signaling pathway. The coding region runs from base 1 to 957 and encodes 318 amino acids. Lineage: Eukaryota; Metazoa; Chordata; Actinopteri; Clupeiformes; Engraulidae. The record is from RefSeq and is a predicted model, not a curated record. Gene Ontology annotation, cellular component: membrane. Gene Ontology annotation, molecular function: G protein-coupled receptor activity; odorant binding; olfactory receptor activity.
AUGUCGAAUUUCUCCAUAAUCCUGAUUGCUUACCAAGGAAUACACGACACUCGAUUCGUAUUCGUUUACCUGCUCACGUUACUGUACCCUGUUAUGCUCAUAUCUAACUGUGUCUUGAUAUUCAUCGUAUGCACUGAGCGCAGCCUGCAUAAGCCCUUGUACAUACUCAUAUGUAACCUGGCCUGCAUUAACCUGUACGGGGGCUCGGGCCUGACGCCGUUCGUGGUGUUCAAGAUCCUCUCGGGCGACUUCCGGAUAUCCAAGAGCGCGUGCCUCGUCCAGCUGUUCACCGUCAUGACGUUUGGAGGCUGCGAGAUCAUGAACCUGAUGGUGAUGGCCUACGACAGGUACGUCUCCAUCUGCCUCCCGCUUCACUACGAGGAGAUCAUGUCCCCCUCUAAGCUGACCAAGCUCAUCGCCCUGGUCUGGCUGCUGCCGUUCGUCCGCACCGGCGUGGCCGUGCUGAUCAACGCCAACCUGGACAUGUGCGGCCGGGUCAUCGAGAAGGUCUACUGCGACACGUACUCUGUGGUCAAGCUGGCCUGCAACGGCAUCCGAGAGGUCAACAUAUACGGCUCCACAAUCACCUUCUUUUCUCUGAUACCGCCGUUGAUGAUCAUUGUUUACUCUUACGUAAAAAUCCUGAUGAUUUGUUCGAAACUGAAGCAGAGCGGCCAAACAAAGGCGCUGAGCACUUGUAUUCCCCAUCUUGUGGCGAUUUUUAACUUUUUCACCGGCUGUUUGUUCGAAGUUUAUCAGAGUAGGUUUGAUAUGAACCAUGUUCCUUAUCCUAUCCGUGUCAUGCUCUCGUUAUAUUUUUUCAUCCUCUCGCCUGUGUGCAACCCGAUCAUCUACGGAGUGAGAACGCAGAAGAUAAAAGACACCCUGACUCAAAAGCUGAUGUGUGUGUGGGCAAAAAACGUGCAGUUCCACCAGCUGGCCACUGCAGGCAAGUGA